AUGUCCACCAACGGUGAAAGCCCAGCACCCGACGCCGCCGGUGACUCUAGAGAUCCUAGCGGCUUCCUCAGUGAAAUCAUCGGAGCUCCCGUCACCGUCAAGCUGAACUCUGGUAUCAUCUACAAAGGCGACCUUCAGUCAGUAGAUGGCUACAUGAACAUUGCACUGGAGCGAUGCAAGGAGGUGUCUGAGGGACGCGUCACCCGGAAUUGGGGAGAUGCUUUCGUCCGUGGUAACAAUGUCACAUACAUCUGCGCAGACAAGGCAUGA
Alternaria ethzedia is the source of this 270-nucleotide messenger RNA. It is a transcript of the gene LSM6, whose product is annotated as U4/U6-U5 snRNP complex subunit lsm6. The transcript is spliced from 3 exons. Gene Ontology annotation, cellular component: sno(s)RNA-containing ribonucleoprotein complex; U4/U6 x U5 tri-snRNP complex; U6 snRNP. Lineage: Eukaryota; Fungi; Ascomycota; Dothideomycetes; Pleosporales; Pleosporaceae. Gene Ontology annotation, molecular function: RNA binding. The coding region runs from base 1 to 270 and encodes 89 amino acids. The record is from RefSeq and is a predicted model, not a curated record. Gene Ontology annotation, biological process: mRNA splicing, via spliceosome; maturation of SSU-rRNA.